AAUCAGUUCAGACAUUAAAGUUUCUUUAUUUAUCACCUUUUCUUUCUCUCCCUUUAAAUUGAUACCAAAGCAGAGAUUCAUUUCUUUCCAAUCUUGCUCAGUUUAAGCUUAAAGGUUUCAUCUUUAGAUUUCUUGCUUUCCUUUUGAGGCACCAAUCCUUCCCCACAAAUCUCUCUCUCUCUCUCUCUCUCUAAUCUCUGUGUAAUCUCUCUCUCUCUCUCUCCCUCCCUCCCCACAUAUGAAUAUUAUGUACAACUUUUGAUUGCUUUUGAAGUGGGCUUACUGUUUUUUGAUUGCUUCUGUUGAAUAUAGUUUGCAAAUGAUUAGUGUCUGUAGGAGUGAUCAUUGGAGUGUGAUGAUACAAACAUGAUGGCUGGUAGCAAAAUUGAAGACCCUUUUCAACUUAGUUUCAAGGCAGAUUCAUGGCACUCUGGCUCAAUCUCAUUUGGAAGGUUUGAAACUGAGUCAUUGUCCUGGGAAAGGAAGUCUUCUUUCUCACAUAACAGAUAUCUUGAAGAGGUCGAGAAAUACUCAAAGCCAGGUUCUGUCUCUGAGAAGAAGGCUUAUUUUGAGGCUCAUUACAGAAAAAAAGCCCUCUUGAGACAGAGGUUGUCAGAGAGCCAAAAUGGAUCAGAAUACCAGGAUGUUGAGAUUGAAGGCUCAGAGAACAUGGAUCAUGGAGAGGAUUUUGACAAUUCUGAUGCAGAAAUCCAACAAUUUACACACUCUGAGGAGAGUCCUGACGGUUGGGAAUAUGGCGGGGAAUGUGCAGUAAGCAGUCAUGAAGGAGAGGGUAAGGGAGUCUUAUAUUCUGAAAAUGAGAUUCUAAUUGCUAUGAGCAGCGGUGAUGCUGUGAACAUCACUAGGGAAUCUGUUAAGACUGGUCAUGAGAACCUUAUACAAGUGAGUCAAACUGAAGUUGAAAUUUCACCACAUAUCAAUGAUGAAUCAUCCGUUAAACAGGAUCCAGAGGAUGAAAUGUUACAGGUUUGUUUGACAUCUACAGCUGUUGGCUCAUCCUUAAGUAGUCAAACAGACAAGAGAGAUGAUAAUAUAAGCUCCAAACAAGUUUCAUCUUCCAAGGGAACGACUGCAGUAGAAACUAAACUUGCAAGGCGAGGACUGAAGCAUCAUGCUCAGCAGGGUAUCAUUUCUGGUGGAGCACCUAAGAGAACUGAAAAGAAACUCAGUAGAAGUGAAAAAGGAGGUCCUCCUAUACUGAAAACGGAAAAGAAGUCAUUACAAACUGCUGUUCCAUCAAAAUGUUUGAUACGAAAAUUUCCAAAAUCAGAGCAUUUAUGUAGGUCAAAAGCUAAAACAAAUCUUGAGAACGGAAGCGAAAAAGAAGCUAGAACAACUAAAGUAGCUGGAUCUCAGUCAUCUGGAUCUGAGCAGGCUGUUCGUAGCGGACAUCAAAUGGAAUAUAGGUCGAAUCAGAGUUUAAGUUCAAGGAAGGAAGGUGUGAAACAGUUCUCUUCAGGCUUUAAUUUUAAAAGCGAUCAACGAGCUGACAAGAGAAAGGAGUAUUUCAAUAAAUUGGAGGAGCAGAUGCAUGCAAAAGAAGCUGAGAUAAAUCAAAUACAAGCAAGGACACAGGAAAAGACGGAUGCUGAGAUUAAACAGUUAAGAAAAAGUCUUAAUUUCAGAGCAACACCAAUGCCUUCAUUUUAUCAUGGAGCAGUAUCUGAUACUGAUAGAAAUAAGGCUAAACCAAGUAAAGUCCAGAGCAAGUCUUUUUCAAAGAGGAGGCCUGGUUCUACAAAAAGCAAGCCUGAAAAAGGCCAAUGUCGCGAGCCUGUAAUUAUCAAAGAACUGCCAGAGGUGACAAUGUUGACAAACUCUCAUAAAAACUCCGCGGCUUCAUCAAGAGAAAGAAACCAUCCUUCAGAAGCUGGAGGAAAUAGUGAAGCUAAUCCGAAGAUUGUCCAACCUCAAAAACUUAAAUCAACAGUUGGAAGAAAGGUAGUAAAGGAACAAGUGGUUGAGAGUAAGCAGAAAGUAGGAUACAGGAGGAGUAGCAACCAGAUGAUGAGGAAGAAUGUGAAAGGUGUUGACAUGGGAAGCGAUUCCAAGAUGGGGCAUCGAGCUGUUGGCAUUGCCUCCUAAUACUCUCUCCGUCCCAGCUGGUUCAGCUCCAUUACGCGGACAAGGGGGGGAGAUAAAUCAGAUGGUACAAUGGUAGGCUUGAAACCUUACCACAUAUGCUUGGACUAUAUAUUGCAUUGUGAUCAACAAUUCAGUACAGAGCAAGACACAGUUGUAGACAACACUGCAAGAUGAAGAUGGUCUUCUUGAUUCUAAAAUGAUACUCAAGUUCAAUAAAAGAAUAGGUAUGUAUGUAUGGCAUGAGGUCGAUGAGUUUAAACUGGCGAAUGUAAAUGAGUGUAUUUAUCUUUUCAAUC
This is a messenger RNA of Daucus carota subsp. sativus, 2402 nucleotides long. RefSeq names its product protein WVD2-like 7. The coding region runs from base 367 to 2106 and encodes 579 amino acids. The transcript has 9 exons. Lineage: Eukaryota; Viridiplantae; Streptophyta; Magnoliopsida; Apiales; Apiaceae. The record is from RefSeq and is a predicted model, not a curated record.